Oncorhynchus keta (chum salmon) is the source of this 2134-nucleotide messenger RNA. RefSeq names its product DAZ associated protein 1 (gene dazap1). Gene Ontology annotation, cellular component: cytoplasm. The record is from RefSeq and is a predicted model, not a curated record. The transcript is spliced from 13 exons. NCBI's taxonomy places the organism in Eukaryota, Metazoa, Chordata, Actinopteri, Salmoniformes, Salmonidae. Gene Ontology annotation, molecular function: RNA binding. The coding region runs from base 155 to 1465 and encodes 436 amino acids.
CAUGUCGUCAUUGCGCAGAUUCAGUUUGAACCAAAAGCAGAGUGACCUUCCUCUGGUAUCAGUACAGUAGCUACAGUAGAGGGGCGGUUGUAGCUACUGAAGUAAUACACCGAACCGGUGACAGCACACCAGUUCCCUGCACACUAGUCUAGAAAUGAACAGCAACUUAGCCGGAGAUGAAGUUGGGAAACUGUUUGUGGGUGGCUUGGACUGGAGUACAACACAGGAAACUUUGAGAAACUAUUUCUCGCAGUAUGGGGAAGUAGUUGAUUGUGUCAUCAUGAAGGACAAAACCACAAAUCAGUCCCGGGGCUUUGGUUUUGUCAAAUUCAAAGACCCCAACUGUGUCCGGACUGUACUGGAGACCAAACCCCAUAAUCUCGAUGGCAGAAAUAUUGACCCGAAGCCAUGUACUCCCAGAGGAAUGCAACCUGAAAAAGUACGAACUAAGGACGGCUGGAAGGGCAGCAAAGCUGACAGCAAUAAAUCAAAGAAGAUCUUUGUCGGCGGAAUCCCCCAUAACUGUGGUGAACCAGAACUCCGGGAAUAUUUCAAUAGAUUUGGAGUGGUCACAGAGGUGGUAAUGAUCUAUGACGCGGAGAAACAGAGGCCCCGAGGUUUUGGAUUUAUUACUUUCGAGGCCGAACAAUCAGUGGACCAGGCUGUCAACAUGCAUUUUCACGACAUCAUGGGCAAAAAAGUGGAAGUGAAAAAGGCUGAACCUCGGGACAGCAACGCUCCUGGCCAGCUUGGACCUAACCAAUGGGGACCCAGAGGCAUCCUGAGUGCAGCCAAUGGUUGGUCGGCACAGCCUGCCCAGGGCUGGCAGCAGAGUUAUGGGCCUCCGGGAGUUUGGGUGUCUACAGGCCAGCCCUUGGGUGGGUACGGGCCCCCUUUAUCUGCGGGUCGUGGAGCUCCCGCACAGCCCCCCUCGCCAUUCAACGCAUUCCUCGUCACAGCGGCCCCGGCGGGGGGGUUUGGGGCACCUCAGGCCUACGCUCAACAGGGAUACAGUACACCACCUCAGUUUGGGUACAGUUUUGGCACGCCUCAUGGUGACCAGUAUGCACCACAAGGAGUGCCGCCCCCACCCACGACUCCAGGAACAGGGCCGCUAGGGUUUGCUCCAGCCACCACACCUACUCAGGACAUGAGCAAAGCACCCACGGGACAGCCAGACUUCCCUUACAGCCAGUAUGGCCUGGGUAACUACCCUCAGGAGCCCUCUUCCUACGGACCAACGCGUCCUUCUCACAGUAAUGGUCAGGAUGUGCAGGGAGGAAGUAGUGCAGGUUAUGGUCAGGACCUGAGUGGGUUUGGGCAUACUUUCGCAGACCCCAGCCAGCAGACUGCCUCUUACGGGGCACCAACAGCACAACCGGCAGUGGGACCCCAGGCUGCCGCAGCCGUUUUUGCUCGUGUACAGAAUCACAACGUAACGGGCUUCCAUCCAUACCGGCGCUGAGCGUCUCCAACCGCCACAGCGCUCAGUUCUAAAGUCAGGGAAAUGUGUUCUGGUGAUAAGCAAAACUGGAUUUCUGGAUUGAUGUUUUUUGGGACACAAAUACACACAAUUUGAGAAAAAGUGAACUCAUAAAACCAGGGAUUCCAAUUACUUCUGUUACAAUGUCACUUGAUGUAAAAGUUGAUGUAAGACUUUUGCAUAACCUGUUGAAAUGAAAUAACCUUUGUUUCUCCCCCCCAUGUUUUAUAGUAGGACUUAACUACUUUGCAAUAGGUUUUGAUUUUCUGGUCAAACAAUAGCACAGAGAUUGGAAAAAUUAUAUAUAUAUAUAUAAGGAUAUGUAUAUUUAUGCUGGAUACAGAAAUGAAAACAGGGUCUCAAGUUUCCUCAGCUUUAAAUUCUAGGGAAAAUGUUUUUAUUUUUCAUUUGGUGGAUUUUGUUUACUUUCUGAGCCUUUAUUUUAAAGUUUGUUUAAAAUGGAAAAUAUGAAUAUAUAUAUAUAUUAUACACAAUCUGUGCAAUUUUUUAAGACAAUUUUGUACUAAAAAUGUACACUUUGCUUGUUUUUUAUUUAAAGAUGUAGACUUCCCUCAGGUGGCUGUUUGAGUGCAUUUUUCACUUAUGCAAAAAGAAAGGAACUUAUUUCAAAUAAAAGAUAUCCUGCCUCUG